AUGAACGAGUCAAGCCAGCUGGUGAUGAUCACAACUCAGAUGAUGGUGAUGAGGAUGAGGACGAUGAUUUUGAGCUCAUCCGAGUUAUCACCGCCUGGGAUGAUGAAGAUGGAGAAUGCAAAGGACGAGAGCGGGUUUGUGGACUCGCUUGAGAAGCUUUUGAAGCAGUGUCAAGGAACAGGAGCGCAUAUCGACGAGCUUGGAGCUUGCGUUUAUCCGCCGCAGGAGAUUAGUAAGAUGAAGCAAGCGGUGGAGGUAAUAGAGGGGAAUGUUGAUGAGUUCGAGGCUGAAGUUGAGCGUUUGCAGAGUUCUUCAGACGCGUUUUCGGGAGCUUGUGGGAAGCUGCGAAGGUCGAUCAAACACAUGGAGACUGAGUUGGAUAAAAGAUGUGAAGAUGAAGUCGUUGUUGAAAUGCAGAAUGUUACUCUUGGAAGUUAUAAAAGUUUGGAUUUUUUUGCAAUAUUUCUUUGA
This is a messenger RNA of Microthlaspi erraticum, 471 nucleotides long. Lineage: Eukaryota; Viridiplantae; Streptophyta; Magnoliopsida; Brassicales; Brassicaceae. The record is from the annotation of a GenBank genome assembly.